Paramecium primaurelia is the source of this 183-nucleotide messenger RNA. NCBI's taxonomy places the organism in Eukaryota, Ciliophora, Oligohymenophorea, Peniculida, Parameciidae. The record is from the annotation of a GenBank genome assembly.
AUGAAUAAUCAAGAUGAUAAAAUUUCUGUGAAAUUAUAUAUGGCCGACUUAUGUUAUAAUUAAUGUGUUAAAUCAUAUAUGGAAAAGAUAUUAACUCCAUUUGAGAAAGAAUGCAUGAUGAAAUGUUUAGAAAAUAUCUAAGGUUUGAGAAUUGAGUUUUAUAAUGCAUUUAAUAAAUCAUGA